AUGUCGCCUUAUUUGGCUGGACUCGGAAGCCAAUGCACUCGACUUCAUAGGUUUAAUCUGGCAAAUCUUGGAAAACUGGAAAUUGCUGACAAUUUGCAAGAAAGUGGGGCUGUGGGUAAUAUGGCCAAAGCCUUUGUUGAAGCUUGGAGAUUGUAUGGUAAUAAAAGGGCUGUCAUUAUGUUUUUCGCUAAACCAGGUUCAUCUACUGUUACAGAUCAAAGAUGGUUGGAAUAUGAAAUAAGAGAUAUUGAUAAAUCAAUUCCGAUUAUAAAAGGAGGAUUUCAAGACAUUAUUGAAAGAGCUAAACUGGAGGACACUUGUAUCGCGGCAACAAGACAAGAAAUAUUCCGAAAUGACGUAAUUGAAAAAUUACAGAAAUAUUUCCCGGAUGGAGACGAAGCUAUAAAGCGGAUUCGGGACAAAUUUGCUGGAGUCUAUGCUCUUGAUGUGGGCUGUGAUGGAUCAAACAAUGUUCGGAAAGCUUUACGGAACCCGGACAAAUAUAUUUUAAGACCAAGAAAGCUUGGAGGAAAGGAUUUAUUUGGAGAUGACAUAGUAAGGACACUAAAUGAAAUUGACGAAGACGAAAGAAGAACAGGGUACAUCUUGAUGGACAAAACACAACCGCUUGUAGUAAAUAACUACACAGUGCAAAGUGGAAAAGACUCUGAAAUGCGGGAAAUGGUCAAUGAAGUUGAAAUAUUUGGUGCUGUUUUAAGUAAUGCAGGGAAUUUGCUUCUCAGCAGUACAUGUGGGCAUAUCGUCAAAUCUAAGAGAGUGUCUCGUAUUGAAAGUGGUAGUGGUGUUGACAAUACUGUUGAGUAUAUAGAUAGUCCAUUUCUUGUGUAG
Saccoglossus kowalevskii is the source of this 849-nucleotide messenger RNA. Its product is annotated as glutathione synthetase-like. NCBI's taxonomy places the organism in Eukaryota, Metazoa, Hemichordata, Enteropneusta, Harrimaniidae. Gene Ontology annotation, cellular component: cytosol. Gene Ontology annotation, molecular function: glutathione synthase activity; ATP binding; glutathione binding. Gene Ontology annotation, biological process: glutathione biosynthetic process. The record is from RefSeq and is a predicted model, not a curated record.